UGGGCUUAUCUUUGAGCCCAAUACUUACCAGGCUACAAAAUCCCACUCUUUAGCCAGAAACUCAGAGCCGAAGCAUGCAAGCGCUGGCUCUGCUACGUCAACGUAGGCUCUUUCGAGCAAUACAUCAAACACUUGACACCACAGCCUCAUCUCUCAAGUUUCUUUGUUCCCGAGCAGCUGAUAAUCUUCAAGGACAAACUUCAGAGCCGAAAACAGAUGAACCCAAGUGCUUGUCAUUGAGAAUUGAGAGACUUCCUAAGGGAGAAACAGUUGGGUCAGCAUUUAAAAGCUGGAUGGCUGAUGGGUUUCCUGUUCAUAGAGGGGACAUUUUUCACGCUAUUAAUCGUUUGAGGAAGCUUAAAUUGAAUAAACGUGCUCUUGAGGUGAUGGAAUGGGUGAUUAGAGAGAGACCAUACAGGCCCAAAGAAUUAGACUACUCUUACUUGUUGGAGUUUACAACUAAACUCCAUGGGAUAUCGCAAGGUGAAAAACUAUUUAGUUGUGUCCCUCAGGAGUUUCAGAAUGAGUUGCUCUACAAUAAUCUUGUGAUUGCAUGCUUGGAUAAAGGCAUGAUAAGGCUUUCGCUCGAGUAUAUGAAGAAAAUGAGAGAAUUGAGGAGCCCUAUCUCACACUUGGUUUUCAACCGUCUGAUAAUCCUCCAUUCAUCUCCAGGCCGCAGGAAGACCAUUCCGAAAAUUCUAAAUCAAAUGAAGGCAGAUAAGGUGGUGCGACAUGUCUCCACCUACAAUAUUCUGAUGAAAAUAGAGGCAAAUGAGCACAAUAUUGAAGGGUUGGUAAAGGUUUUCAAUGAUAUGAAGCGAGUAGAAGUUGAGCCAAAUGAGAUAUCUUACUGCAUACUAGCUACUGCACAUGCAGUGGCAAGGUUAUACACUGCAGCUGAAGCUUAUGUUGAGGCUGUGGUGAAGGCUAUGACGGGGAAUAACUGGUCGACACUAGAUGUCCUAAUAAUAUUGUACGGGUACUUAGGGAAGGGGAAGGAACUGGAGAGAACUUGGGGCACCAUCCAUGAGUUUACCCAUGUUAGGUCUAAAAGUUAUAUGCUGGCAAUUGAAGCAUAUAGUAGGAUAGAACAGCUAAGUCAAGCUGAAGAGCUUUGGUUACAAAUGAAGUCAAUAAAAGGGUUGAAAUUAACUGAGCAGUUCAAUUCUAUGAUAUCUGUAUAUUGCAAACAUGGGCUUAUAAGCAAAGCAACAGGGGUUUUCAGAGAAAUGAGGAUGAACGAAUGCAAACCAAAUUCCAUUACCUUUAGACACCUUGCUCUGGGGUGCUUAAAAGCAGGACUGGUGGAGGAAAGCUUGAAGACUCUAGACAUGGGUAUGAAUUUCCCAACAAGCAACAAAGUCAGGUGUUCAACACCAUGGUUGGAGACCACCUUUUGUAUGAUUGAGAUUUUUGCUGAAAAGGGUGACGUGAAGAAUGUUGAGAAGUUGUUUGAAGAGCUUAAAAAAGCCAACUAUACUCGGUAUACCUUUGUGUACAAUACUUUGAUCAAGGCUUAUGUGAAGGCCAAAAUCUAUGAUCCAAAUCUUUUGAAAAGGAUGAUUCUUGGAGGGGCUAGGCCAGAUGCUGAAACCUAUAGCCUACUGAAGCUUGGUGAACAGCUUCAAAGAUGACUGUAAGCCUGUAAUCCGUAUGAUUCGUUGAUUGUAUUUAUUCAUUUCAAAUGAUUCUUCCAAGGAGAAAGAAUGUUCUGUAUAUUAUGUCAAAUUAUUAACUCUCAGGUUCAAGUACUCUCAAUACUAUAGUUGGAUUCAUUCAAUUUUUA
Messenger RNA from Theobroma cacao (cacao), 1786 nucleotides. RefSeq names its product Tetratricopeptide repeat (TPR)-like superfamily protein. Gene Ontology annotation, cellular component: mitochondrion. Gene Ontology annotation, molecular function: protein binding. The record is from RefSeq and is a predicted model, not a curated record. NCBI's taxonomy places the organism in Eukaryota, Viridiplantae, Streptophyta, Magnoliopsida, Malvales, Malvaceae.